Molecule: messenger RNA, 2492 nt
Organism: Oryzias melastigma (Indian medaka)
Lineage: Eukaryota; Metazoa; Chordata; Actinopteri; Beloniformes; Adrianichthyidae
Gene: ehhadh
Product: enoyl-CoA, hydratase/3-hydroxyacyl CoA dehydrogenase
Exons: 7
Coding region: 150-2291 (713 amino acids)
Biological process (GO): fatty acid beta-oxidation
Cellular component (GO): peroxisome
Molecular function (GO): NAD+ binding; (3S)-3-hydroxyacyl-CoA dehydrogenase (NAD+) activity
Source: RefSeq, a predicted model, not a curated record
ACGCGAAGAAGUCUUUUUGUACAGUAUCCACGGAGGGACAGAAUUGUUUGAAAUGCGAUGUAGCACUUACAAAUUAGGUUUCAAAGUUCAGUUACUUCUCAUACAGUGAAGUCCGACUCGUCGACAGUUUGGUUCGUUCGUAUAACAUCAUGGCUCAGUACAGUCGUGUUUCGGGGACUGUUGGUCUGAUUACGCUCCUAAAUCCUCCUGUUAAUGCACUCAGUGCAGCAGUAAGGCAAGGUAUUGUGGACAUGAUGGACAAGGCACUGAGUGAUCGGAAGGUGAAAUCCGUGGUCAUCUGCGGUCACAAUGGGAAAUUUUGUGGAGGGGCGGACAUCAGGGAGUUCAGCUCCCCCCUGACUGGUCCUCUGUUGAUCCCGGUGAUCCAGGGCGUGGAAUCGGCAGCUAAACCGGUGGUAGCGGCCAUCGAGGGGGUCGCUCUGGGCGGCGGCUUGGAGUUGGCGCUCGGAUGCCACUACAGAAUUGCACACUCUAAGGCCAGACUGGGGCUUCCUGAGGUUCACCUGGGACUGCUGCCAGGGGCAGGGGGAUCCCAGCGCCUGCCGAGGCUCAUCGGAGUUCCAGCUGCCUUGGAUAUCAUCACCACAGGGCGCCACGUGACCGCCGCCGAAGCCCUGAAGCUUGGAUUAGUCGACAGAGUUACUGACAGAAACACUGUGGAUGAAGCUGUGAAAUUUGCUUUGAGUGUUGCAGAUCAAUCCCCGCAGUCCCGUCGUAUAAGCACGUUUCCGUGUCCGCACCACCCGGAUCUGGACGCUGUCUUUGAAGGGGUCAUGCAGCGGGUUCGGCAGCGUGCGCGGGGAGCCCUCGCCCCGGUGGCGUGCGUCCAGGCGGUUGCUGCUGCCACCCUGCCCUUCGCUCAGGGUAUGGAGCGCGAGAGGGAGCUGAUGGCCACUCUCUUCACCUCGGGCCAGGCCCGAGCUCAGCAGUACCAUUUCUUUGCCCAGAGAGCUGUCGGCAGGUGGAGCAUGCCCAGUGGAGCCCGCUGGGACAAAACCAAGCCUGUGGCGGUACAUAAAGCAAUGGUCAUAGGUCUUGGCACCAUGGGAAGGGGGAUAUCCGUGGCUCUCGUACAGGCCGGGGUGUCUGUGGUCGCUAUGGAAACCAACGAGAAGCAGUUAAUGGACGCAAAGCAGGCCAUAUCUAGCAUGUUGGAGCGGGGCGCCAAGAGACGAGGCGUGGCGCCGGCGCUGGACAAGAUCCGUUACAGCUCGGACAUGCAGCCAGCAGCGGACGUGGACCUGGUCAUCGAGGCGGUGUUUGAGGACAUGGCUCUGAAGAAGAAGGUCUUUCAGCAGCUGUCGGCGCUUUGUAAACCCGGCACAUUCCUGUGCUCCAACACCUCCGGACUGGACGUAGACCAGCUGGCCUCCGAGACCCGCACCCCCGAGCUGGUGGUUGGGAUGCACUUCUUUGCUCCGGCGCAUGUGAUGAAGCUGCUGGAGGUGGUGUACGGGUCCAGGUCGUCUCCACAAGCCGUGGCCACUGCCAUGGAGCUCGGGAAGCAAAUGGGAAAAGUGAGCGUAGCAGUUGGAAACUGUCGCGGCUUCGUGGGCAACCGCAUGCUCAAGCCCUACCUGGAGCAAGCCUUCUUCCUGCUGGAGGAAGGAGCCACUCCGGAGUUUGUAGAUCAAGUUCUGGAGGAGUUUGGGUUUGCCAUGGGGGUGUUCAGAAUGUCAGACCUCUCAGGGCUCGAUGUUGGUUGGAGAGUCAGGAAGGCCGACGGGCUUCCUGACGGACACUCGGCUAGAAUCCGCCAAGGCUGCAGAUACAGCCCCCUGGGGGAUCUUCUGUGUGAGCAGGGGAGGUUCGGUCAGAAAACGGGCCGAGGGUGGUACCAGUACGACAAACCAGGGGGUCAGGUUGCUAAGCCUGAUCCCUGGCUGCAGGAUUUCCUGGAGAAGUUCCGAACCCAACACGGCUUGGUGGCCCGCCGCAUCGACCACCAGGAGGUGCUGGAGCGCUGCCUCUACGCCCUGAUGAACGAGGGCUUCCGCAUUCUGGAGGACGGAAUAGCAGCGGGACCGGAAGACAUCGAUGUCAUCUAUGUGCUGGGCUACAGCUGGCCCCCUCACCGCGGAGGCCCCAUGUUCUAUGCUGCUAUGGUGGGUCUGAAGAAGGUUCUGGAGAGGCUCGAGCACUACCACCAGGAGCAUCCUGAUAUUCCCAGCCUGAAGCCCUGCAACCUGCUGAGGAAGCUGGUCGUCAGUGGCAGUCCUCCUGUCCAAAAAUGGAGGGAGUUCCUGCAGAAACCCCAAAGCCAACUGUAAACAGCUCAUAUAAUAUCCCAAAACCCACAUUUGAUCCAGUUCUGAUUUACUAAACGAGUAUUUUGUAUUUCCCAUUGCUUAUUGAUUUCUCACUUCCAGUGAUGUAUGAUACUGCAGCUCCUGUGAAACGCGCACAAGGGGACCAGUUAAGAAGAUAUAACAGUGCAAUAAAUGUAUAAACCAGAGUGAUAAAAAUCCAGA